GUCAUUGAAAAUAAGAAUUUGUUCUUGACUGACUUGCCUAGUUAAAUAAAGGUGCUAUUUGGACUUGCUAAUUGGUUGUAGUUAUGUGUUGGUUAUACACACGGGAAAGCACGACAUUUAUUAAAAAAUAAAUCCAUACUCAGCUUCAGUGAAACAUGACCGUUUAAGCCAUAAGUAAGUCGUUCCUGUCAGAGUUCCUAGUAUCUACCAGCACAUGAACGCGGCAUAACGAUGUUAUUUUGUUUUAUAAGUCGUGCCUUCCCAGAAACCAAUGAUUUAAUUUACAGACUGAACAACAACCGUACUGUACACCGUCGCAGAGUGGUGUUGCAGACUCUGGGGCCUUUCAGAACAGGUGAUGAGGUAUGCUAUCUUCGAGUGGUCGAAGGGGAAGGAGGAGGCCUGCAGCUCGAUGAUAAGAGAACACUGUGCGAGAAAUACCCGACAGGUUCCAGACUCUCCAACGAAGCAUUCCAGGGGAGGUAAGUUGGGUUCUUGGGAAACCGGAGUGGCCAGGGAGGCCGCGUUGCUAACAGCCGGGUUACUGAGGGGCUGGGAGGUUACAGUUGUGGUAGUCUGCCUGACAGACAAGCUGUGGAAUUGCUCCAGCAAUGUGUUCAACGCACCAUCAUGGCAUUCGGCUAAGGUAUGGAACCCACAAAGAAACUCCAUGUACCUUCCAAUGGUGGCUCCUUGGGAGGAGACUGUGUUACGGCGCUGGUCUGAGUCUGCAGGGUCCAUCAUGGCCAGUUUGUACUGUCAAGACUCAGGAGAUGACCCAGAUGCAGACAGUUUCGAAGUAACAACAGUUUAUUUCAAAAGCAAGAGGGUAGGCCAAUGACAGGUCAAGGGCAGGCAAAGGUCAGUAAUCCAGGGUGGUGUGACAAAGUACAGAAUGGCAGGUAGGCUCAGAGUCAGGAAUACUAGAAAACGGGAACUAGAGAAAGACGGGAGCAUGGGUAAAAUGCUGGUAGGCUUGACGAAACAAAACAACAGACAAACAGAGAACACCGGUAUAAAUACACUUGGAUAAUGGGGAAGAUGGCUGACACCUGGAGGGGGGUGGAGACAAGCACCAAGACAGGUGAAACAGAUCAGGGUGUGACACCUCCUACUGCCAAAAGGACUAAGAGCAUGUACAACGGGUAGAGUAAUAGCAUUCAAAUUCAAGCUUGUAGGAGACUAUUGCCUCUUUUUUAGGGCGACUUUGGUCAGACUAAUAAUCAAUUUGAUUAGCGAUCUGAUAUUUGGACAAUUCAUGGAGCAAUUUUUUGUCCGUUUCUUGUAAACUAGAAAAUGUGAUAUAGGCUUGUCUCGUGUUGAAAGAAACCAAGUAACAAUUUAAAAUAUGUACCUUUUUUAUGAAAUAAUUAUUUUGUGUCACUGUAAACCCAAUCUGUUAUGAUAAGCUUUUAUUCACUCCAUAUCACCAGCUCCUGUGGUGCCUUUAUCACUUUAAGUUUAAUUGCACAAAAAAAGUUGAGGGACUUUUAUGACACAAACAAUCAAAAGUUCUUAUGUGUGUCCUUGCCAGUGUUUCUAUAGGUCAGCAUCAUGACAGGCCAGACAGUAUCCAUGAAGGAACCAGUAUGUCUGAUAGAGAACGACAGUGAUGGGAAGCUGCGUGUGGUCCGCAGUGCACUGGGCAUCCUGGACCAGAUUGACCAGCAUGUGGUAGUGGUGUCGGUGGUCGGUCUGUACCGCACCGGCAAGUCCUACCUCAUGAACAAGCUGGCUGGCGAGAAAAAAGGUUUUGCCCUGGGAGCCACCAUCCAGUCCAAAACUAAGGGCAUCUGGAUGUGGUGUGUGCCUCACCCUGAAAAAAGAGACCACACCCUGGUGCUGCUGGAUACAGAGGGGCUGGGGGACGUGGAGAAGGGUGAUGAGAAGAAUGACAACUGGAUCUUUUCCCUGGCUGUCCUACUCAGCAGUACUCUGGUGUACAACAGCAUGGGAACCAUCGACAACAAUGCCCUAGAGAAACUACACUAUGUGACAGAACUGACAGAGCACAUCAAGGUGAAGUCCAACCAGCGAGACGGGGAGGAAUCUUCAGAGUACCUGCGUUACUUUCCUUCCUUUGUGUGGACAGUCAGAGAUUUCACCCUGACCCUGGAGGUUGAUGGGAGACCCAUCACAGCCGAUGAGUACCUGGAGAACGCUCUUAAACUGAGAACAGGUCAUAGUAAGAAAGAUCAGGCAUACAAUCUGCCUCGUAGCUGCCUGCGGAACUAUUUCUCUCCUCGCUGGUGCUUUGUGUUUGAGAGGCCAGCCAGCGGAGACAAAAUGAGACGUAUGGAGGAGCUGACCGACGCUGACCUGGAGCCUGCCUUUGUGGAGCAAGCCAAGGAGUUCUGUGACCACGUCUUCAAUGAGGCCAAGACCAAGACCCUGAAACAGGGCCUGAAAGUUACCGGCAGACUGCUGGGGAACCUGGCAGAGACAUAUGUGUCUGCCAUCCGGAGCGGGCAGAUCCCCUGCCUGGACAAUGCUGUGUUGGCGCUGGCCCAAAUUGAGAACUCCGGUGCCAUCGAGAGGGCCAGGGCCCACUACCAGAAGGGCAUGGCUGACUGGGUGGCCUACCCCACAGAGACUCAAGAGGAGCUGUCUGAAGUGCAUGCUGUCAUGGAGAAGGAGGCUGUGGCUAUAUUCAUCAACAACUCCUUCAAAGACGAGGACCAGAAGUACCAGUUGGAGCUCAUGAAAGUGGUUCAAGAGGAGUAUGAGAAGAUCUGUGAGAGGAACUACAAGGAGUCCCAGAAGGCAUGCGAGUCCAAAAUCCAAUGCAUCUUUGCCCCCCUGGAGGAGAAAAUAAGGGAUGGCUCCUACAUGACCCCUGGAGGAUACAAAGAGUACUGCAACGACCUGAAACUGGCCACCAGCGAAUACAGAUCUGAGGGAGGAAGGGGAGUGAAGGCUGAAGAGGUACUGAAGGAGUACUUGGGAAGGAAGGCCAGCAUUGGUGAGGCCAUCCUGUCAGCAGACCACUCCCUCACUGAAGCUGAGCAGAGAGCCGAAGCGGAGCAAGCAAAAAGGGAGGCAUCUGAGCGGGAGAAUCGAGCCAUGGAGGAGCAGCUGGUUGUCCAGGAGAGGUUGAGAGCGGACCAGCAAAGGACGUAUGACGAGAAUGUGAAUCAGCUGAUGGAGAGGAUGGAGAGAGACAGCAGAAAUGCCGUAGCAGAGCACGAUAGAGUUCUGCAGGCCAGACUCAAGGAGCAGAAUGACCUUCUCCGGCAAGGGUUUGAUGACAGAGCACACCAAAUGCAAAGAGAGAUAGAUGCCCUUAAGGGUGCGAAGGCACAAGAGGAAGAGAAAAAACCCUCAUUUAUGAGCACAGCUCUGGAUACUGUUGGGACUGCAGCUGCCUUGUUCCUACCAGGAAUACUUCCAAAAGUAGGAGGAAUGGUUGUAAAAUGGCUGUCUAAGUUGUUCUGAUGUAGGUUCCCGAGGAGGAUGACAAGCUAUUAUUUUUAUAGACGUGGAUUGAUUGAAUCUGUAUUUAUUGAUAGUUGAUUCAUGGAUUUAGGUUAAGCACUCAGUUAAGGUUUUAGUUUAUUUUUUUAAUACAUAUUUUGAAUGCCUAAUUAUGAUAAACUAAUGUUUUUAGAAAACACACUUAAAUGGUUUUGCACGGGUGUUUUUUAAAUGUUACUAUUACCAAAUAGGCCUAAUUUUUAACACUGAUGAUGUUUAUAUGCACACCAAUAUCCCGUUAUUAUUCGGGAUACUCAAUUAUUCUAUUCUUGAGUUGACUCAUAUAAACGUCAUAUCCCAUUUACAAUAACCCGGAAAAUCUUGACGUAUACUGCGUCGUAACUGUUGCUCAUUUAAUGAUUAAAGGUUUUUAAUUGCG
Molecule: messenger RNA, 3853 nt
Organism: Oncorhynchus gorbuscha (pink salmon)
Lineage: Eukaryota; Metazoa; Chordata; Actinopteri; Salmoniformes; Salmonidae
Product: guanylate-binding protein 1-like
Exons: 11
Coding region: 1555-3435 (626 amino acids)
Molecular function (GO): GTP binding; GTPase activity
Source: RefSeq, a predicted model, not a curated record